CGGUCUCCAGCAGCCAACAUGGCAGCCAGGCUCUGAACCUUCUCCGCCUGCGCCCCAACAGCCUCUUUCCUCUAGUCUCGAUCCCAGUAGGCCCCUCCCCCCUCGGAGCUCAACCUGCCGGACGAGUUGGCCUCUUUUGCGCACGCGCACCACAGGCAGUCCCGUGAGCCUCCCGGACUCCCCAGAGCAGCGGCGAAGUGGCCUUUGCAGCCACCGUCGCAGUAGCCGCUGAGAGAGUUGGGGACGGCGGGCUCGCACUGCCUGCGCGGCAGGGCAGCCAAGUGAGCUCGAGGCAUCCGGGGCCUUGACGGGAGGCCUGGAGGGGGAAAUCGCUGUGGGGGAGGGGGACCAUGGUCCAGUGCCAGGGCCGGUGACGGCGGGGCGGAGCGGAGUAGAGCAGCCCGGGACUGUGAGCACGUCUCUUACUGGGGGCCUCGCCUUCCUCCUCCUGCCAUCGCCGCCGCCGCUGGCCGCGAUCAUGUCCGGCCGCCGUUGCGCUGGCGGGGGAGGACCCGGCGCGGGCGCGGCCUCAGCUGGGGAGGCCGUGGAGCCCGCGACCCGGGAGUUGUUCGAGGCUUGUCGGAACGGGGAUGUGGAGCGCGUCAAAAAGUUGGUGACCCCGGAGAAGGUGAACAGCCGAGACACGGCGGGCAGGAAGUCCACUCCCCUCCAUUUCGCCGCAGGUUUUGGUCGGAAAGAUGUGGUUGAAUAUUUGUUGCAGAAUGGUGCUAAUGUCCAAGCUCGUGAUGAUGGGGGUCUUAUUCCUCUCCAUAAUGCCUGUUCCUUUGGUCACGCCGAAGUUGUCAAUCUCCUCUUACGACAUGGUGCAGACCCAAAUGCUCGGGAUAACUGGAAUUACACCCCCCUGCAUGAAGCUGCAAUUAAAGGAAAGAUUGAUGUUUGCAUAGUCCUCUUGCAGCAUGGAGCUGAACCAACCAUCCGUAAUACAGAUGGGAGAACAGCUUUAGAUUUGGCAGACCCAUCUGCAAAAGCAGUAUUGACUGGUGAAUAUAAGAAAGAUGAACUCUUAGAAAGUGCUAGGAGUGGCAAUGAGGAAAAAAUGAUGGCUCUACUUACACCAUUAAAUGUCAAUUGUCAUGCAAGUGAUGGCAGAAAGUCAACUCCAUUACAUUUAGCAGCAGGAUACAACAGAGUUAAGAUUGUGCAGCUGUUAUUACAACAUGGAGCUGAUGUACAUGCUAAAGACAAAGGAGAUCUGGUGCCACUACACAAUGCCUGUUCCUAUGGUCAUUAUGAAGUAACAGAACUUCUGGUAAAGCAUGGUGCAUGUGUCAAUGCAAUGGAUUUGUGGCAGUUCACACCUUUACAUGAAGCAGCAUCUAAGAAUAGAGUUGAAGUGUGUUCUCUCCUAUUAAGUUAUGGUGCAGAUCCAACUCUCCUAAAUUGUCACAAUAAAAGUGCCAUUGAUUUGGCUCCCACUCCUCAGCUAAAAGAAAGAUUAGCUUAUGAAUUCAAAGGCCAUUCAUUGCUGCAGGCUGCAAGAGAAGCUGAUGUUGCUCGAAUCAAAAAACAUCUCUCUCUGGAGAUAGUGAAUUUCAAGCAUCCUCAAACUCAUGAAACAGCAUUGCACUGUGCUGCUGCAUCUCCAUAUCCCAAGAGAAAACAAGUCUGUGAACUGUUACUAAGAAAAGGAGCAAACAUCAAUGAAAAAACAAAAGAAUUCUUGACUCCUCUGCAUGUGGCAUCUGAAAAGGCUCAUAAUGAUGUUGUUGAAGUUGUGGUGAAACAUGAAGCAAAGGUUAAUGCUUUAGAUAAUCUUGGUCAGACUUCUCUUCAUAGAGCUGCACACUGUGGUCAUUUGCAGACAUGCCGACUUCUCUUGAGCUAUGGGUGUGACCCUUCAAUCGUAUCUCUCCAAGGCUUCACAGCUUUACAAAUGGGAAAUGAAAAUGUACAGCAACUUCUUCAGGAGGGGCUCCCAUUGAGUAAUUCAGACGCAGAUAGACAAUUGCUGGAAGCUGCAAAGGCUGGAGAUGUAGAAACUGUAAAAAAAUUGUGCACUGCCCAGAGCGUCAACUGCAGAGACAUUGAAGGACGGCAAUCUACACCACUUCAUUUUGCAGCAGGAUACAACAGAGUGUCUGUGGUUGAAUACCUGCUACAGCAUGGAGCUGAUGUGCAUGCUAAAGAUAAAGGUGGACUCGUGCCUUUGCACAAUGCAUGUUCUUAUGGACAUUAUGAAGUUGCAGAAUUGCUUGUUAAACAUGGAGCAGUGGUUAAUGUGGCUGAUUUGUGGAAAUUCACACCUUUACACGAAGCUGCGGCAAAAGGAAAAUAUGAGAUUUGCAAACUACUUCUACAGCAUGGAGCAGACCCUACAAAAAAAAACCGAGAUGGAAAUACUCCCUUGGACCUUGUUAAAGAUGGAGAUACAGAUAUCCAGGAUCUACUUAGGGGAGAUGCAGCUUUGCUAGAUGCAGCCAAGAAGGGCUGCUUGGCCAGAGUAAAGAAGUUAUCUUCCCCUGAUAACGUAAAUUGUCGUGAUACUCAGGGCCGACAUUCAACUCCAUUACAUUUAGCAGCGGGUUACAACAAUUUAGAAGUUGCAGAAUAUCUGUUGCAACAUGGAGCUGAUGUGAAUGCCCAGGACAAAGGUGGUCUUAUUCCAUUACAUAAUGCAGCAUCAUACGGGCAUGUCGAUGUCGCAGCAUUACUUAUCAAGUAUAAUGCUUGUGUCAAUGCCACGGAUAAAUGGGCUUUCACUCCUUUGCAUGAAGCAGCACAGAAGGGAAGAACCCAACUUUGUGCCUUAUUGUUGGCGCAUGGAGCUGACCCUACACUAAAAAACCAGGAAGGACAAACCCCAUUGGAUUUAGUUACUGCCGAUGAUGUUAGUGCUCUUCUGACUGCAGCCAUGCCACCUUCUGCCUUGCCAUGUUGUUAUAAACCACCACAAGUCAUCAAUGGUCUGAGAAGCACAGGAAAUACAUCAGAUACUCUGUCUUCAGUUCCCUCUAGCCCAUCCACUCUCUCUGCAGCCAGUAGUCUUGACAAUUUAUCUGGUAGUUUUUCUGAACUCUCUUCAAUCGUUAAUUCGAGUGGAACAGAAGGUGCUUCAGGUUUGGAAAAAAAGGAAGUUCCAGGAAUAGAUUUUAGUAUAAAUCAGUUUGUAAGAAAUCUUGGACUUGAGCAUUUAAUCGAUAUAUUUGAAAGAGAACAGAUCACCUUGGAUGUUUUAGUUGAAAUGGGACAUAAGGAGUUAAAGGAGAUUGGGAUUAAUGCUUAUGGGCAUAGGCAUAAAAUCAUUAAAGGAGUUGAAAGACUUAUCUCUGGACAGCAAGGUCUCAAUCCAUACUUGACUCUGAAUACUUCUGGUAGUGGAACAAUUCUCAUAGAUUUGUCUCCUGAGGAUAAAGAAUUUCAGUCUGUGGAAGAAGAGAUGCAGAGUACAGUCCGAGAGCACAGAGACGGAGGUCAUGCUGGUGGAAUCUUUAACAGAUACAAUAUUCUUAAGAUUCAGAAAGUUUGUAACAAGAAACUUUGGGAAAGAUAUACUCAUAGAAGGAAAGAGGUUUCUGAAGAAAACCAUAACCAUGCAAAUGAAAGAAUGCUGUUUCAUGGUUCUCCGUUUGUGAAUGCAAUUAUUCAUAAAGGUUUUGAUGAAAGGCAUGCCUAUAUAGGUGGAAUGUUUGGAGCUGGCAUUUAUUUUGCUGAGAAUUCUUCCAAAAGCAAUCAAUAUGUAUAUGGAAUUGGAGGUGGUACCGGGUGUCCAGUUCACAAAGAUAGAUCUUGUUAUAUUUGCCACAGGCAAUUGCUAUUUUGCCGGGUAACACUAGGGAAAUCUUUCCUACAGUUCAGUGCAAUGAAGAUGGCUCAUUCUCCUCCUGGUCACCAUUCAGUCACAGGUCGGCCUAGUGUUAAUGGCUUGGCAUUAGCAGAAUAUGUCAUUUACAGGGGAGAACAGGCUUAUCCAGAGUAUUUGAUUACUUACCAGAUUGUGAAGCCUGAAGCCUUAGCUGAGGGAUAGAUAAGUGAAGGGUUGUUUUGGUUUGGUUUUUAUGAAGACAGCUAUGCUGAGCAUGAACACAUCUAAGCAGUUGGUGACCUCUCAGUUUUACUCUUUGCUGAAAAAUUCUGUUGGCCACAGAUGUGGUAUUAAAAAAUGUGAAUGAAGUUUAACAUUCUGACUUGAUAAAGCUUUAAUAAUGUACAGUGUUUUCUAAAUACUUCCUGUUUUUUCAGCACUUUAACAGAUGCCAUUCCAGGUAAAACUGGGUUUGUCUGUACUAAAUUAUAAACAGGUAACUUGAACCUUUUAUACAUUAUGCAUUGAAUUUAGCAGAAACUGUAAAAUGUUCUCAUCAGGAACUUGUCUUACUAAUACUGUGUUCUUUCAAACACAACAUUUACACUGAAUACAAUGUCAUUUGUAAAACUGUAAAUAAGAGCUUUUGUACUAGCCUUGUAUUUAUUUACAUUGCUUUGUAAUAUAAAUCUACUGUUUCAGAAUUGCAACCUUGUACAAAGUGUUUUUCAAAUGUAUUGCUCAUCUGUAUUUGAUCUUGUACAAUAGAGAGACUUUUUUGCUCUAUUCCAGAGGCUUUGUUGGCAAAAUAACUGUUUAUUAACAGUAAUUGUAGUCAUCUUGGGGAAAAUUUCUUUGUCAGCAUCAACUUUUUAAUUAAUUAUGAAAAUACCCAGCACACUUCGAAAAUCCUUCUGGUUAAAGGAAUUACUAAAUAUCUUAGAGGUUUUUGUUUAGGUUACUUUGUGUAUAUUGAAUACAUAUUCCAAAGAGCCAUGGUUGUGAUAGGUACCAGUUUGCUGAUGGGGUUUUUAUCUCGGUUUCUUGGUAGAAAAUUUUUUUUUACAUCAUUCUAUGGAAAUCUAGAGCAACUUGCUCACAAUUUUUAGUGACUAAAAUCUGCCUAUAUAGUUAAUAGAUUUCUUUAAUUGUAAAUAGUAAGUUUCUGGAGUAUUUUUCCCCCUGGGUGAAUCCCAAACUUUUCUAUAUACCUUGAGUCUAUUGAAAACCCCUUAUUCAUUUAGCAGCUGUCUGUUAAGUGCCUAUUACAUGCAAAAUACUUUAUUAGGCACCAGGAGAGAUGCAAAGCUAAAUAAGACAUUGUCUCUACAUGCAUUGACCUUAUGGUGUAGCAGAGUUCAAUAAAUAUACAGUGUGGUAGUACAGCAAACAACCACAGAGAGUAUAUCUUAGGUGUGAGCCAUUAGGUUUUUAGUUUUGAUAUUUUGUUUGUUCUAUGUUUUGUUUUGUUUUUAAUUUUUUUUAUGCCUUUCCAUUAUCAUCAUGACAGUCUACAUGCAUAACAAGUAAAUUUUUUACAGGUCCCACAGAAGUUCCAGCUCUCUGCUAUCUUUUCUUUCAUAAAUAAGGUGAAACUGGUGCCUCUGCUUCCCAUACAGCUCCACCAGGAAGACCAACUGCCUGACUAAAACCAGACUGAGUAGGGUAAAGCCCAGGUAGAGCAUUAUAAAUUACCAUGGUCUUCCUUCAUAUUGACAGCUAUCACAGGAAAUGUUGGGCCAUCUGUCCAAGAAGCAUGCUAAAGAAUCUUGGUGCAGAGUGUUGCAUUUCAUUGUGUGCCUGUCUUUAGUCAUUUUUUAAAAUCUCUAUCCCUCAGAUAUCAAGGAAGAAAGUUCACCCAUUAAAGGUGUUUGCUACUUGAGGGCAUUUCUGAUUCUUUACCCUCUAUACCAGUUUACCUUGAUUCUAUAUUCAUUUCUGAAUUCAUUGUUUGCAGUGAAUUAUUGUAAAUAGUUAUAGAAAAUCAUGGUUACUGUCUUGAGAAAAAUGGACUCCAGAUAUAUCUGGAGUUUUUUUAUUUGCUUGAUAUUAUUGGCUUUAUUUAAGAAAACAAGUUGUGAUUUUGAAGUCUUUUUAGACAGCACUCUAAUAAUUUCAGAUAAAAUCCUAAAAUUACUCUUUGAGUAUCAGUAAGUGUGCCCAUUUUGUAUAGUCUUUCAGGAUCAGAAAGUGAUCUCCUGUCUACCAAUCCCUCUCAAUUUUCUGAUUAGGUAUGUUGAGAUGAGUUAAAGAGGCUUAUAUUUAGGUACUUUUUUCUGCCAACGUUUGUCCCAUAUUACUCGCCCUGAGUGAUUCUGGAAUUGAUUGUCAUGCCAAGUUUACAAUAAUGUUAUAUUACUUAAUUCUGAUAUGUCAUUUCCCAUGAAUACUUGUAUCUCGUUCAGUAUUUUAGCAUGGAAACAUUUUUUCAAAUAGUUUUUGUUUUAGGUUUAUGCAUGACAUGCCUUAUGUUCUGAAGGUGGAAUUUUAUCAUUGUUUGGUGACUCUUUUUAAGGUGAAUUUGAACCUCUUGUGCAGUUAGUGCUACCUAACUCAUCCUAAGGUGUUUUACAUGUACUGUCUCACAUUCCGUACCCCAUUUAACAUGAAAUAAACAAUUUUGUUCACUGGU
Monodelphis domestica (gray short-tailed opossum) is the source of this 6398-nucleotide messenger RNA. It is a transcript of the gene TNKS2, whose product is annotated as tankyrase 2. The record is from RefSeq and is a predicted model, not a curated record. NCBI's taxonomy places the organism in Eukaryota, Metazoa, Chordata, Mammalia, Didelphimorphia, Didelphidae. Gene Ontology annotation, biological process: protein K6-linked ubiquitination. Gene Ontology annotation, cellular component: BRCA1-BARD1 complex; BRCA1-A complex. Gene Ontology annotation, molecular function: ubiquitin-protein transferase activity; NAD+ poly-ADP-ribosyltransferase activity; protein binding.